Molecule: messenger RNA, 2754 nt
Organism: Paramisgurnus dabryanus
Lineage: Eukaryota; Metazoa; Chordata; Actinopteri; Cypriniformes; Cobitidae
Biological process (GO): cytokine-mediated signaling pathway; immune response; inflammatory response
Molecular function (GO): cytokine activity
Source: RefSeq, a predicted model, not a curated record
AACGGUGCUAUAUAGCACCAAAACUGUUGCUUUGGAUCGUAACCAUAGAAGAACCAUUUUUAGUGCCAUAUAGCACCGGUGAAGCACCUGUGCAGAACCAUAUAGGGGCCAUAUAGCACCACUAUAGCACCACAUAUGGUUCUACAAAGCACUAUAUGGUUCUACACAGGUGCUUCACCGGUGCUAUAUGGCACUAAAAAUGGUUCUUCUAUGAUUAUGAGCAAAGAACCACUUUUGGUGCUAUAUAGCACCGUUUGUUUUUAGAGUGUACUGGAUAGAUUAAGUGAUCAUCUUUAAUUACUGCUUAAUGCUUUUAAUGAUUCCCACAAUAAACAGCUGCAUGUACCCUCUUUACUAUUAUGUUUUUUCUCCUUACCUCACACAACAUGACACUUCUCUAGCCGACUAAUAAAUCAAGAAUGGACAGUUUUGAGUCAAAAAAAUUGUCAAUAGCUGUCACAGGGGGCUAACCCUUUUAAAAAGUACACCUUUAUGAGUACCUUAAAUUGCUAUCAAAAAGAUUGCAUAUUAGUACCUCAAAUGUACAUAUUGGUAGAAAUAGGAUCUUCUAAAGGGUACUUCCCCAUGUGACAGCAUGGGACUAUUUGUUUUGACCUUGUUUUUGGCACACACCACUACAUUAUCACAAACUUUGUGGUUAGAUGAAAGAGUGAAAUAGGUCACUCUAUAGAGAAAAACACUUUAUAGGGUUUUUUUACAGAAUGAAAACAUCGGGUGAUCACGUGGUCUGUAUGAUGAAAUCAUCACGAUUUCGUGGUCAAUUUAAGAGCUGUCUGAGUACUAGAACACACGUGUCUGAACUUGGAUGACUUGAUAUUAGUUUUCUUCAGUUGUGAGAAGCUAAAUAAUCUUUGGUCUUUGACUAUCCUCGUGUAAAGUUAAAACAAGAGCAUCUGUGUCUGUACAACCUAAAUAUGAAAAAGGAAGAAGUGGAACGUCUGGAAACAGGAGAGCACCAGGAACCUCCACAUGCAAAACCUUGCGAGUUGAAACACAAGGACUUUGAAGAUUUCGAUCUGCCUAUUAUGGCUGACACAACCCUUCAUCUGGAUGAAGAUUGUGGUUUUGACGAUGACAACCCUUCACACAACUGUGACUGCCAAUUCAAGGAAAUUUUUAUAACACUUGAGAGAGAUGAGGUUGACUACAAUUUAACUGACACACUGUAUAAAGAACGAAACAAUUUGUUCCUGAAAAGUGUCCCUCAGGGCAAAUAUGUCACUCCAUCAAACAAAGAGAUUUGCUUGGAUGAUACAAUGUCAGCCAAGAUCACCACCUACUAUCAUGCAAUGCCCAGAAAUACAUGCUCAGGUGUUCCAGUUUUGCUGAACUUCACAGGGACAGAAAACUUCUUUACCUGCAUCAAGCAAGGCGAAGAAAGGAUUUUAUCAGUUACGAUGUACGACUUAAACAAGCUACGCUGCAUUUCUGCAGAUGACACAGAGAAAUGGUCCCUUGUUUUCUUCAUGACUCAAUGUGCAAGCGGUCCCUUUCGUUUUGAGUCAGCACUUCACAGCGGAUGGUUUAUUUCUGUAGACAGCAAUGUCAUGAAAUUGCAAAGAGAGAAUCCACCAAACACUUUUUUCUACUUAAUCGAGAGUGAGGCCACAAAAACUAUAAAACAUGGAAAUAAGUUUUGCAGAAAUGUUUGAAUUUUAAGCUUUCUAAUAUUUGUAUGAACCAAUGAGUUUUCAACUGACUAUAUUUUGGGAAAACUGUAGCUCAGUUGAUAGCCUUUUAUCUUUACAACGUUGUAAGCAACAGUGACGGCCCCUGACUGCUCUUCCGAGGGGCCCAAAUUUAAAAUACGUGUUUUCAAAAUAUGUGUUUGUUGCGUCGUGAACCAUGUGCAUCACGUGUUUUGUCAAAAUAAGUGCCUGCUGCACACGCGUUAAAAACGCUUAUGAUAAAAGAGACGCUCACGUUCACAAAAUACAAGCAAGAGACUCCAUUAGUAGUAAACUCUGAUUACACAUGAGAUUACGCGAGUAUCUGGCAAACGUGAGCGUCUCUUUUAUCAUAAACCCUUUAGACGCGUCUGCAGCAGGCACUUAUUUUGACAAGACAUUUGAUGCACAUAGGUUUUACGCGCAAAACACAUAUUUUGAAAUUACGAACCACACACAUGACGGGCUACAUACAUGUUGUGAAGGACUUUGCAUUGUGCGCCCUCGAAAAAAGAAGUCACCAGCAGCCACUGAUAAGCAAUAAGGUACAAGAGGCUGUGCUGCAUUGUGAAUAAGUCAUGGCUAAAGGUCCUGACUUUGUGUGACCAUAUAGCACUAGCCUUGAUUAUAGGCUACCUUAUUGUUUAAUGCUUUUAUAAAACGGUUACAAAAUAUUAAAGCAAGAAAUAAUUUGUAUUAACACAAACCCUUCCUUUCGCUUGAAAAAACAGUCCCUAACUGACUGUGAAAAAGCAACAGACCCGACGACUAUUCGUUUUAAAUAGUAUUUGAAAUAUGAAUUUGUAUGUCCCACAUCAUAGUAUGUUUAAUAUUUUUAAAGGACACCUGUCAUGCAAAAUCCACUUUUAAAAGGUGAUGGGACAAAAUUAAUGACAACUAGCUGAAAUGCUAAAAAUGUGUAGGCCUAUUAGCACCCCUUACUUUGCUACGGACUAAAUUGUACAUACUAUAGCAAGAAAGUAGUCUGCAUACUGCAUACAAAGUUGCCAUACUUGGACGCUGCAAGAAUGUUUUACAUGUUUACAUUGGGUUGUUGCUAAAGAUG